Molecule: messenger RNA, 2190 nt
Organism: Agrilus planipennis (emerald ash borer)
Lineage: Eukaryota; Metazoa; Arthropoda; Insecta; Coleoptera; Buprestidae
Product: synaptic vesicle glycoprotein 2B
Exons: 7
Coding region: 262-1887 (541 amino acids)
Biological process (GO): transmembrane transport
Molecular function (GO): transmembrane transporter activity
Source: RefSeq, a predicted model, not a curated record
CAGGUAGCAUUGCUAGAUGUUCUACACUACUGUUAGUUGUGUUGGCAAAAAGAACGUAAUAUUCUCCUAAAUAGUUAUUCGUACACAAUGUAAAGCAUCUAAUAGAUAAAUUUAACAGAUCGUCUAUUAAAUGUGUAGAUAGUGAAAUGCGGUGACUUGCCUUACCUGCCGUAAAUAUUAUUAAGUCUGCUGCUUUAUAUCGUCAUUCGAGAAGGUACUGUAUCUUAUCAGGUUUUUUCCUCAGGAAAACGUUUUUCAUAAAUGUAUGAAACAAAGGAAAGUCAAAUAAUGCACGCCGACUUUAGGCUUAUUAAAGUCAGCGAUACACUAUCAGUUUUGUACAUCGCAAUGCAAGAACCGCGACAAGAUGUUACGAAAAAAAAGUCUGUCAAUUUAGAUGAAGCUAUAGAAAUGACCGGUUUUGGAUUAUUUAACGUUUUCGUCAUCCUUGUUGCUGGUGGAUGUCUAAUGUGCGUUAUAAUGGAAACAAUGGGUAUGAUGUUUGUAUCUCCGGCAGCGCAAUGUGACUUAGAUUUAGGAAUAAACGAAAAGGGAAUUUUAAAUGCAAUCAGUUUCCUGGGAAUUGUGUUCACAUCGAAUAUUUCGGGUUAUAUAGCCGACACUCAUGGCCGAAAAAAAACACUUGUAGCCAGUUUAUUAUCAAGUUUUUGUGUUACUGUAAUUUGCGUAUUUGUUGCGCAGGAUUGGCUUUUUAUUCUACUAAGGUUUAUAAAUGGUGCCUUAAUAAGUGGUGCUUCUUCCACAGUGUACGCAUACGCAGGAGAAUUCCAAGACAAUUAUCACAGAGCUACGGUCAUUGCUUGGAUUUCGACCUUUGUAGCAAUGGGAAAUAUAUUACUUAGCGGAUUGGCUUGGAUUAUUUUGCCCUCGGAGUGGCGAUUUGAAAUAUCGCUCAUUGGAACGACGUUUCGUCCUUGGAGAUUAUUGGUCUUUUGUUACGGUUUAUCAAGCCUUAUAUUUGGUCUGGCACUGUUGCUGUUUCCCGAAAGCCCAAAAUUUUUAAUGAGCAAAGGAAAGAAAAGGGAAACUUUAGAUGUGUUACGAAAAAUGUAUUGUGUUAAUAGGAGAAAAAAGGAUUUUCCAAUUGUGGGUGUUUUUUGGGAACAAUCAGAUGGCCCAACUGAACCGGAAAAGUCCAAGCCAAACUUUUUAAACAACUUUUUCUCACAGACGGUAGCAAUUUUUAGCAAGAAGUAUAUUGUAAGAACAAUCACAGUCUGCAUUUUACAAUUUGGAACGUUUGCCCUAUCUUCUGGAUUAAAUAUGUGGUAUCCAGAAAUUCUGAAUAAAUUAUCAACUUAUGAACAGGAAAAUGGUAGAACAAACAUUACAAUUUGCGAUGCCAUAGUUCAGCCCUCUUAUCAACCUCGUAGAGAAACUCAGAAUAGUACCACUUGUUCGGAUAGCAUUGACACAGAUGUAUUUUCAACGGCUAUUAUAACAGGCUCCGCCUUGGUUGGUGUUUAUCUUCUAAUAGGAUUAGCAAUCAACUUCGUCGGCAAAAAGAACUUGCUAGUUUCGAUUUUGACAAUUAGCACAGCGUCAGGUAUAACCGCUCAAUACAUCAUCGGAUCGUCGAUAAUAAAAAGUUUGACGAGUGUCGUACUGGUGUCAUCUACCUGUAUUGGUGUCAUAAAUGCUAUUUUGGUGGAUCUUUAUUCUACUCGAGUACGUGCUACAGCUUUAGCCAUUUCUCUUAUGUUUGGACGUCUUGGAGCAGUCACUGGUUCCCACGUAAUUGGACCAAUAUUCUACCAGCUUUGCGAUUACGCCUUUGUUAUAUUCACAGCUGUUUUCGCACUACUCAUCGUUUUAUCCCUCUCACUUCCUGUCAAAUCAACAAAUAAAGGAUCAACAGUUAAGUGAGUUUUAAAAGGUUUUUAAGGUACUUAUAGUUUUAUAAGCAUCCGUGUAUGUAUUAGCUACUUAACUUAUAAAUGGCGUAAAAUUAAUAUUUGUGUGUAUAAUAAUUAUAUGUUAUAUCGUCUUUAAAUUAUAAAGUGUUGAAAUAAACUACAUAUUUUAAAAGUAACACAAGUUGCCAACUUGCAAUUUUUAAAGCGCUAAUGAAACGGUGAAAGUAAAAAACAUAAAUUUUUAUAGCUGCUAGUUUAUUGUUCUUUUUUCUUAGUAAAUUAUAAUGCAGAUCCAUUAUAUUUUAUUAUUACA